GCAGCGCCAGCAAAGAUGGUGAAGCGUCUGGAAAGAAUGUUGGACAAGGUUCACAAGCCGGAGGGAGCUGACGUUGUCCCAUGUACAAAGGUCGACAUCGGCAGCGGUGUGCUGGUGGAGAGUACCGUACUUGCCAGGCUAGGGGCAAGCUGCAAAAGCGGCGUAGGAAAAUAUGUUCGGGCACUGCUCCGCCACGUGUUUCAAGACGACGAACUGCGGGGCAAGUCCCUGUAUGGGAUGAAAUGUAACGCGAAGAAAAACACUCCACCGAAAGAGGCCAUUGACCCUGUCCGCCUGAACGCCGUCAUUGAUUACACGUGCAAGAUUUUCCCUGGAACGCAGACGUCUUACCUGAAGAAUAGCUUGUCAUCACUACUGGCACGAGAAAUAAAAUAAGUACUGUUGCGUUUUCAUGAUCUUCACUA
Ornithodoros turicata is the source of this 425-nucleotide messenger RNA. RefSeq lists its product as uncharacterized. Gene Ontology annotation, molecular function: DNA binding. Bases 16 to 396 code for a protein of 126 amino acids. The record is from RefSeq and is a predicted model, not a curated record. Lineage: Eukaryota; Metazoa; Arthropoda; Arachnida; Ixodida; Argasidae. The transcript has 3 exons.